Molecule: messenger RNA, 5641 nt
Organism: Astyanax mexicanus (Mexican tetra)
Lineage: Eukaryota; Metazoa; Chordata; Actinopteri; Characiformes; Acestrorhamphidae
Exons: 24
Coding region: 41-5578 (1845 amino acids)
Molecular function (GO): protein binding
Source: RefSeq, a predicted model, not a curated record
GUCCAGUGUCUAGUUCUGUGAGAAGAGCACAAACACCAGGAUGGAUCCUCCUUACUUCAGCAGGAAGGAAGAAGUAUAUGACAUGAAACUGGGGACAUUUAGAGCAGACCCUCCAGAGCCCAGCUGUGUGUCUAUGAAGAGCAACCAUUCCAUGGAGCAGCCUCAUUAUUUCAGUAAUGGAAGAAGCAGCACUGAUCUAAGACUGCAGACAUUUAGAGCAGACCCUCCAGAGCCCAGCUGUGUGUCUAUGAAGAGCAACCAUUCCAUGGAGCAGCCUCAUUAUUUCAGUAAUGGAAGAAGCAGCACUGAUCUAAGACUGGGGACAUUUAGAGCAGACCCUCUAGAGCCCAGCUGUGUGUCUAUGAAGAGCAACCAUUCCAUGGAGCAGCCUCAUUACUUCAGUAAUGGAAGAAGCAGCACCGAUGUGAGACUGGGGACAUGUAGAGCAGACCCUCCAGAGCCCAGCUAUGUGUCUAUGAAGAGCAACCAUUCCAUGGAGCAGCCUCAUUACUUUAGUAAUGGAAGAAGCAGCACCGAUGUGAGACUGCAGACAAUUAGAGCAGACCCUGCAGAGUCCAGCUGUGUGUCUAUGAAGAGCAACUGUUCCGUGGAGGAGCCUCUUUAUUUCAGGAAUGAAAGAAGCAGCUCUGAUCUGAGACUGCAGACAUUUAGAGCAGACCCUCUAGAGCCCAGCUAUGUGUCUAUGUACAGCACUCAAUUGAGGAAUCAGCUUCUUUAUUUCAGUAAUGAAAGAAGCAGCUCUGACCUAAGACUGCAGACAUUCAGGGCAGAACCUCCAGAGCCCAGCUGUGUGUCUAUGAUGAGCUACCAUUCCAUGGAGCAGCCUCAUAAUUUCAGUAAUGAAAGAAGCAGCACUGAGCUGAGACUGCAGACAUUCAGAGCAGAACCUCCAGAGCCCAGCUGUGUGUCUUUGAGGAGCAACCACUCGAUGCAUCAGCCUUACAAUUUCACUAAUGACAAAUUUACCACUGAGCUGAGACUGCAGACAUUCAGAGCAGAACCUCCAGAGCCCAGCUUUGUGUCUAUGAGGAGCAACCACUUGAUGCAGCAGCCUUACAAUUUCAGUAACAAAAAGCUGAGACUGCAGACAUCCGGAGCAGAACCUCCAGAGCCCAGCUGUGUGUCUAUGAGGAGCAACCACUCGAUGCAGCAGCCUUACAAUUUCAGUAACAACAAAUGUACCACUGAGCUGAGACCUACAUUCAGAGCAGAGUCUCCAGAGCCCAGCUGUGUGUCUAUGAGGAGCAACCACUCGAUGCAGCAGCCUCUUUAUUUCAGUAACGAAAGAAGCAGCACCGAGCCGAGACUGCAAACAUUCAGAGCAGAACCUCCAGAGCCCAGCUGUGUGUCUUUGAGGAGCAACCACUCGAUGCAGCAGCCUUACAAUUUCAGUAACAACAAAUGUACCACUGAGCUGAGCAAUGUAAAGAAUGGAUUAUUCCAGAAUCCAAAGUCCAGGUGUGGAGUGUGUGAGCAGAUUCAGACAGAUCCAGUCUCUAUCACCUGUGGACACACGUUCUGUAGGCAGUGCAUUAACAGCUGCUGGGACCAGUCUGCUCCAUCAGGAGACUUUGCUUGUCCCCGGUGCAAAAAGAGAUCUAAAACACGUCCAGUUCUGUAUCCACUUAUGGAGGAGCCCAUGAAGCAGCAUUACUGCCCACCAGUGAAUGAUGUCUUACCCACAGUCUUAGAGAAACACAGAAUCAGUAUGAAGAACAGGUACGAGAGCUUAUUCGAGGGAUUCAAAACACAGGAGAAUAAAAUUCUGCUGAACAGGAUUUACACUCAGCUCUACAUCAUAGAGGGAGAGAGUGAAGGAGUGAAUGAAGAACAUGAAGUUCUACAGAUGGAGAAAGAACUCUGGAAACAGCUGCAAGAAAUACCCAUUAACUGUUUAGAUAUCUUUAAACCAGUUGAGGGAACUUUAGGUGGAAUUGGAGCAGAGAACAUUAGAGCUUGGAUGACUGAAGAAAGAAAAGGAGAUGAAGGUAAAGAAGUGCAGAAACUCAGAACUGUGCUGACUAAAGGCAUUGCUGGCAUUGGAAAAACUGUGUCUGUGCAGAAGUUCAUUCUGGACUGGGCUGAAGGAAAAGCCAAUCAGGACGUAGAUUUCAUGUUUGUGCUUCCUUUCCGAGAGCUGAACCUGAUUAAAGGUGAUCAGUACAGUCUUCAUAGACUUCUGUGUGACUUCCACCCUGAGAUCAAAGACCUGCACCCGAACAUAUUUGACCAGUACAAAGCCGUGUUCAUCUUUGAUGGUCUGGAUGAAAGCAGAAUUCCACUGAACUUCUCAGACUGUGAGAAAGUAUCUGAUAUAACGAUGACAUCAUCAGUGGAUGUGUUGAUGACAAUCCUCAUCAAAGGAGAACUGCUUCCCUCCGCUCUCAUCUGGAUCACCUCCCGACCAGCAGCAGCCAAUCAGAUCCCAGCUCAGUUCAUCAGCCGUGUGACAGAAAUCCAGGGAUUUAACGACUCCCAGAAGGAGGAGUACUUCAGGAAGAGAAUCAGUGACCAAGAACAAGCCAGCAGCAUCAUCUCACACAUCAGGACGAUACGGAGCCUCCACAUCAUGUGCCACAUUCCAGUCUUCUGCUGGAUCUCAGCCACUGUGCUUCAGAGAAUCAUGAAACAAGGUAACACAGAAAUCCCUAAAACACUGACUGAGAUGUACUCCCACUUCCUGUGCACUCAGACACUCAUGAAGAGUGAGAAGUACGAGGGAAAUGACCAGAGAGAUCUAAUGGAACUGCUGGAGUCCAACAGAAAGAUGCUUCUGAAACUGUCUGCUCUGGCUUUCAGACAGCUGAUGAAGGGCAAUGUGAUGUUCUAUGAAGAGGACCUGAGAGAGUGCGGCAUUGAUGUCACCGAGGCCUCUGUGUACUCUGGCAUUUGCACCGAGAUCUUUAGGGAGGAGUGUGUGCUUUACCAGAGGAAGGUCUACUGCUUUGUUCAUCUGAGCUUUCAGGAGUUCCUGGCUGCUCUCUAUGUGUUUCACUGCUAUGUGAGUAAGAACCUGGAGGAACUGCAGUUUCUGAAGCCUAGGGGUGUUAAGUGGAAAGACAGUGUUCUGUUGGAAGAGCUGCUGAGAGGAGCUGUGCGUAAAGCUGUUAAGAGUGAGAAUGGACACUUGGAUCUGUUUCUCCGUUUCCUGCUGGGAAUCUCACUGGAAUCCAGUCAGCAGCUCCUACAAAACCUUCUGACACAAACAGUGAGCAGCUCAGAGAGCAUCAAAAAAACAGUCCAGUACAUCAAACGCAUCAUCCAAUCAGAAGAUCUUCCUUCUGAGAGAUUCAUCAACCUGUUCCUCUGUCUGACUGAAAUGAAAGUCCAGUCUUUCUCCAAAGACAUUCAGUCAAAAAAGAAGCUCUCCACCGGAGAGUGUUUAGCACUAGCCCAUAUGAUCCUGAUCUCAGAGGAGGUGCUGGACGAGUUAAAUCUGAAGAAUUACUCAACAACUGAGAAGGGCUACAGGAGACUGAUCCCAGCUGUGAGGAACUGCAGAAAGGCUGUAUUACCUGGAUGUAAACUCACCCUGAACUCCUAUGAAACUCUCUACUCUACUCUGAACUCAGUAAACUCACCACUGAAAGAACUGGACCUCAGUAACACUGUCCUGCAGGAUUCAGGAGUGGAGCUAAUCUCUGAUUGGCUGAAGAGUUCAAACUGUAUACCGAAGAUAAUCAGAUUACCUGGCUGUAAACUCACCAUGAAUUCCAGUGAAACUCUCUGCACUGCUCUGAAAUCAGUAAACUCACCACUGAAAGAACUGGAUCUCAGUAAGACUAAGCUGCAGGAGUCAGAAGUGGAGCUAAUCUCUGAUGGGCUGAAGAGUUCAAACUGUAAACUGGAGAUACUCAGACUAUCUGGUUGUAAAAUCAACAUGAAUUCCUAUGAAACUCUCUGCUCUACUCUGAAAUCAAUAAAAUCAGCAGUGAAGGAACUGGACCUCAGUAACACUGAGCUGCAGGAUUCAGGAGUGAAGUUAAUCUCUGAUGAACUGAAGAAAUCAAACUGUAAAGUGGAGAUACCCGGAUUACCUGGUUGUAAACUUAUCCUGGCCUCCUAUGAAACUCUCUGUACUGCUCUGAAAUCAGUAAACUCACCACUGAAAGAACUGGAUCUCAGUAAUACUGAGCUGCAGGAGUCAGAAGUGGAGCUAAUCUCUGAUGGGCUGAAGAGUUCAAACUGUAAACUGGAGAUACUCAGACUAUCUGGUUGUAAAAUCACCAUGAAUUCCUAUGAAACUCUCUGCUCUACUCUGAAAUCAAUAAAAUCAGCAGUGAAGGAACUGGACCUCAAUAACACUGAGCUGCAGGAUUCAGGAGCAGAGCUCAUCUCUGAUGGACUGAAGAAAUCAAACUAUAAAGUGGAGAUACCCGGAUUACCUGGUUGUAAACUCGUCGUGAAUUCCUGUAAAUCUCUCUGCUCAGCUCUGAAAUUAGUAAACUCACCACUGAAAGAACUGGAUCUCAGUAACACUAAGCUGCAGGAGUCAGAAGUGGAGCUAAUCUCUGAUGGACUGAGGAGUUCAAACUGUAAUCUGGAGAUACUCAGACUGGCUUUAUGUAAUCUUGGAGAACAGUCUUGUGAGUAUUUGGGAUCAGUUUUACAGUCAGAAAACUCCUCCCUGAAAGAGCUGAACCUCACUAACAAUGACCUUCAGGAUUCAGGAGUGGAGCUGCUCUCUGCUGGGUUGAAGAGUUCACACUGUAAACUGGAGAUUCUCAGAUUGUCUGGUUGUUUGGUCACAGAGGAAGGAUGUUCUUCUCUGGCUUCAGCUCUGAGUUUAAAUCCAUCACACCUGAAAGAACUGGAUCUGACCUACAACCACCCAGGAGAGUCAGGAGUUAAUCUGCUCUCUGCUCUACUGGAGGAUCCACACUGCAGCCUGGAGACUCUCAGGUUGGAAUAUGCAGGUGAAACCUGGAUGAAAUCAGGAUUUAAAAAAUACGGCUGUGAUCUCACACUGGAUCCAAACACAGCGUACAGUGAGCUCUCUCUGAGUGAAGAGAACAGGAGGGUGGAGAGAGGAGGAGAGCAGUCGUAUUCUGAUCAUCCAGAGAGAUUUGAUGGGUGGGAUCAGGUUCUGAGUAGAGAGAGAGUUACAGGACGCUGUUACUGGGAGGCUGAGUGGAGCGGAGGAGGAGCUGCUGUAGCUCUGAGUUAUAAAACCAUCAGCAGGAAAGAAGGAGGUUCAGAAUCUCAGUUUGGACGGAAUGAAAAGUCCUGGAGUCUGAAGAUCAGUAAUGACAGUUACUCUGUUCUUCACAAUAAUAACAGAACUGAUCUCCCUCCUCCUCCCUCUCCCUCUAACAGAGUAGGAGUGUAUGUGGACUGUCCCGCCGGCACUCUGUCCUUCUACACUAUCUCCUCUCAUACACACACACACUCCUCACACACACCCUCACACACACACUCACACACACACUCACACACACCCUCACACACCCAAACACUCACACACCUACACACAUUCUACACCACAUUCACUGAACCGCUCUAUGCUGGGUUUUAUGUUUAUAUGGGUUCCUCAGUGCAUCUGUGUGAUAUAGAAUAGUGUGUGUGUGUGUGUGUGUAAAAGGUAUUUCUAGAAUAAAAAUCACACUUUUUUCAACUACAU